CAAUCGAAAAAAUAAGGGAUGCUCAUGCAAAACAGAUACCAAAUAGAAAACGCAUUAUGUGUGCUAAUUAUAAAAUUGGUAGUGAAAGAUAUGAUGAUAUUGUAAAUAGCCGGAUAUAUCCUCAACCACCUGAAAUAGAAAUAACAUCUAUGAAUUCAUCUAUCUCAAUAUCUCAACCAGAAAUCUUGCUCAUAUAUAGCUUAUCAAGUGUCAGAAAUCCUGAGCAA
Messenger RNA from Racocetra persica, 227 nucleotides. NCBI's taxonomy places the organism in Eukaryota, Fungi, Glomeromycota, Glomeromycetes, Diversisporales, Gigasporaceae. The record is from the annotation of a GenBank genome assembly.